Messenger RNA from Pundamilia nyererei, 1095 nucleotides. RefSeq names its product carboxymethylenebutenolidase homolog (Pseudomonas) (gene cmbl). The record is from RefSeq and is a predicted model, not a curated record. The transcript has 6 exons. Gene Ontology annotation, molecular function: hydrolase activity. The coding region runs from base 85 to 822 and encodes 245 amino acids. NCBI's taxonomy places the organism in Eukaryota, Metazoa, Chordata, Actinopteri, Cichliformes, Cichlidae.
UAGCUCUCUCCCCUCUUUAUAAGCAGAUCAAGAUUUUGACUUUCAGCCAGGCAGCUACGCAGAAACUCGCAAACCAGCAAGCAGAUGGCAAACGAAGCCAAGCCGUGUCCCUGCGAUAUUGGUGAUCGCAUGGAGUAUGGAGCGCUCGGCCAGGAGGUCCAGAUGGAGCACUUUAAAGCUUAUGUAGUAAAACCAUCCACUGCAUCCGACAAGGCUAUCAUUGUCAUUCAAGACAUCUUCGGUUGGCAGCUUCCCAACACCAGAUACAUGGCUGACAUGCUUGCUGCUAAUGGAUACAUAGCCAUUUGUCCAGACUUCUUUGUUGGAAAGGAACCUUGGAGUCCAACAAAAGACUGGUCCAACUUUCAAGAGUGGCUUCAGGACAAGAAGCCGACAGCUAUUAACAAAGAGGUGGAUGCAGUGCUGAAGUUCCUGAAGAAUCAAUGCGGAGCCAAACAUAUCGGAGUAGUAGGCUUUUGCUGGGGAGGGGUUGCCACACAUUACCUGGCCUUACUGUAUCCAGAGAUUAAAGCCGGAGUGUCUGUUUAUGGAAUAGUUAGAGAGAGAGAGGACAGGUAUGAGCUGAAGAGUCCAACACUGUUCGUCUUUGCAGAGAAUGACAGCGUUAUCCCUUUGGACCAGGUGAGUGCUCUUGAAGCCAACUUGAAGGAGAAAUGCAAAGUGGACUACCAGGUGAAGAUAUUUCCUGGUCAGACUCACGGAUUUGUCCACCGCAAGCGAGAGGACAUCAACCCCGCUGACAAACCCUACAUCCAGGAGGCCAGAAAAGACCUGCUCAACUGGCUCAACACGUACAUGUAAAUAUGAAUGCCAGGAAACACCUUAAAACUCUGCUUUAUAUAAUCAUAUCCACAAUAAUUAAUCAGAACAUUAUAAGACGAUCUGUAAGAGGUGCUCAUAAUGAGUCUUUCUGUUGGUUUUGUCUGAAUAUUGAUGCCUGUGUCUUAUGGAAGCUUGUAUCAGCAACUGUUUUUUGCCAUCCGUAAAUCAAAAUUUCAGGUUAUUGUAUAUCUGACUGCAAAUUUGGUUUGAAACUUACUAACUCCAUAUUGACAAUAAAGACCUUCAAAGGUA